Ruditapes philippinarum (Manila clam) is the source of this 1411-nucleotide messenger RNA. RefSeq lists its product as uncharacterized. The record is from RefSeq and is a predicted model, not a curated record. The transcript is spliced from 2 exons. The coding region runs from base 40 to 855 and encodes 271 amino acids. NCBI's taxonomy places the organism in Eukaryota, Metazoa, Mollusca, Bivalvia, Venerida, Veneridae.
UAGUACCAGAGCCGUGGGUGCUACAGCACCAAUACCAUCAUGAGACGACUGGGUGGAGUGUCAUAUUUAAGCAUUGGAAAAGGUUUCCGAAGUACAGCAUAUCCAAGCAAAAGUAAAAGUAUUAGCCGCCAAAUCACAAAUCUUCCACAUAUACCAUUGCAUUACAAUACAACUAAUUGCGGAUCAAGGAAAAGACCAUCAUCAGAACGACUGCUGCCGGUAGGUGGUAAAAAGACGAAAAAUAUUACCACAACUAUGUCUGGAGGAAAACCAGCAAAUAUAUUAUCAAAACUCAAGAAUGAGACAAAACCUGAAACCUCAAACAAUACAGGCCGUGUUUGUAACAGGAUUUUUUUCAACAGAGCCAGACUUGAACAGCACACAAAAGAUACUGGCCAUAGACCAAACCCUCACUCUAGGAUACAUUGUUCCGUUGGGACCACCUUUUCCUCGCAUCGUCAACCUCUGAUAAUUCUUAAACGCCGAAGCGAAGAAACGACACACUGUAGCCCCGAGAAGAUUCGCCGCACAAGGGCAAAAGAAUAUCUGCACGACUUCCAUAAACGCAAAAUAGCUAUAAAUAAUUCGAGUAAAAAGGAUUUUGUUAAACUUGUUGACGGAACACUUCGGAAAAUAAUGAAACAUGUGAUGAAUUCAAAGGGAUGCAACAUUUAUUGCCAAAAUUUAGUGAGAGCUGGCAGUUUCAAGGAGAAAACUAAGAUAGGAAAAGCUGAUGAAUUUGAUACAUACAUUGUUUGUUACAUUAUUCCUGAUAAUAUAAGAACUCGAGGCACAGUUGAUUUCGAAUACCAGCCUUUGGGGAAAAUGGUAAUAGAUUCUUACUGUCUUAAAUAACGUUACCUUUUGUAAUUUUAGGCCGAUUAUGAUUGAGAAUUGAAAAAAUUUCUUUGAUAGAAAAGAAAAAGACUUUGUUCAAUUGAUUUAAAUAUAUGUUGUGCAUUACAGUAAAGCGAUGACUUGUAUCAUUUUUCAUCUUACAUCAAUCGUGACAGUAUUAGAAAUCAUACAAAUUAUAUAAAAAAAAAUAUUUCAUUUUGCUACUAUUAGACAUGAAUUUGAUGUAUUUAGCUGAUCAAGUCUUCGGCAAAUCAUCUGGAGAAAUAAAUUGUUAUGAUAAAUUUAGUAAAAAUAUAAUAACAUAAAACAACUAAUUAAGUAAUCGUAAGAUGGUUAUGCAAUACAAUAUUUUCGUUGAACCGAGUUCUUCAUGUUGCUCUAAAAAUGCAACAAUCGACUUAACACAAAAUUACAUUACAUUUUCAUACUUCCAUAAUUCCAAAAUAACUUGUUUCUUAAGUUAUUAUACAUGUAUAAUUACGUAAUACUGAACUCUCAAAUUACAAACGUGGGUAAAGAGCUAUGUUGCAAUUAGGAAAUACGAUCAUGAAAU